GUAAAACGCAAGUAAAGUUUGACAUGGAGAAGAAAAGUGACUGAAGGAAUAAGAUAAAUUCAGUUGAACCUUUGAAGCUGGCUGUAUGAAAAAAGUACUUGAGCAUUGCCUACAUCCCUGCUCACUGACCACCUGGAGAUAGCAAGAACUGCAGAUGCUGGAGUCAGAGUCGAUGCAGUGUGGAGCUGGAGGAACACAGCAGAUUACAAAUGGUGUGGUUGUUUAUCAUGAAUCGAAUGAGCUCACAGAGCAGUUCGCCCCAGAGACGACGUAUGAUCCUUGGAAUUAUUGUUCUGUUGGCUGUCGAUAUUAUCUGGGUUGUAUCUUCCGAACUUACCUCGUAUAUGUUUAAAAAAUAUGAGAAACCCUUCUUUAGUACGUUUGCCAAAACAUCUAUGUUUGUACUUUACCUCAUUGGAUUCCUUGUUUGGAAGCCCUGGCGGGAACAGUGUACCAAUGGAAGACAUGGUGCAUUGUUUGCAGAUGCUGAAAACUACCUUGCCACUUGUACUACAGACACUAGUAUAAAUGAUUCUUUGAGUGAACCACUGUAUAUCCCAGUAAAAUUUCAUGAUUCAGCCAAUGAAAAAAAUAGUAAUGACAACAACACAGCUUUAAAAAAAACACGCGUUAGAUUCAGUAACAUAAUGGAGGUACGGCAACUUCCUGCUCAUCAUGCAUUUGAAGCAAAACUCUCUCGGAUGUCCUAUCCAGCAGCAAAGGACCAUGAAGCAGUGCUCAAAUCUGUUGGCAAAUUAACAGUAUCACAAGUAGCAAAAAUCAGCUUUUUCUUCUGCUUUGUGGUUAGUACUUGUUAUAAUGCACUACAUUAAAAAUUGAAGGGUAAACC
Molecule: messenger RNA, 850 nt
Organism: Rhincodon typus (whale shark)
Lineage: Eukaryota; Metazoa; Chordata; Chondrichthyes; Orectolobiformes; Rhincodontidae
Product: solute carrier family 35 member F5-like
Exons: 7
Coding region: 210-833 (207 amino acids)
Biological process (GO): regulation of peptide transport
Source: RefSeq, a predicted model, not a curated record